ACGAGCUCACAGCUGUUUGAAAACCAUGUUACAAAACCUGACGUUUGGUAACAUCGAGUCUGUGACGGAGCCACACACACACACACACACACACACAGACAGAGAGAGGAGGACUCGACCCUGUGACACGAAGAGGCUCGUCCGUGUGUAACUAGAACAACAUUAAGUGUCGCAAUGUCCCGCACCGUCGUGUGUCUGCUGAGAAACGACCUGAGGCUCCACGACAACGAGCUUUUCCACUGGGCUCAAAGAAAUGCCGAGAACAUUGUCCCGCUCUACUGCUUCGACCCCAGACACUAUGUGGGAACACACAACUACAACCUGCCAAAGACCGGACCUUUCCGCCUGCGCUUCUUACUGCAAAGCAUCAAAGACCUGAGAAACACGCUGCUCAACAAGGGCAGCAACCUGGUAGUGAGACGGGGUAAACCAGAGGAUGUGGUUGCCGAGCUCAUCAAGCAGCUGGGCUGUGUCAGCACUGUGGCUUUCCACGAAGAGGUAACUUCAGAGGAGCUGAAUGUGGAGAAGAAGGUGAAGGACGUCUGUGCACAGAUGAAGGUCACAGUUCACACCUGCUGGGGGUCCACACUGCACCACAGAGAUGAUCUUCCUUUUCACCAAAUGUCAAGGCUGCCUGAUGUGUACACCGAGUUCAGGAAGGCAGUGGAGGCUCGGAGCAGAGUGAGGCCGGUGUUUCCAGCCCCGGAGCAGCUGAAGCCUCUUCCUCCAGGGCUGGACGAAGGAGCCAUACCCACAGCACAGGACCUGCAGCAGACAGAGCCUCUGACUGAUCCUCGCUCAGCCUUCCCCUGUAGUGGUGGUGAGAGUCAGGCUCUGGCCAGACUCAAACACUAUUUCUGGGACACUGAUGCAGUUGCAACUUAUAAGGAGACUCGUAACGGCUUGAUCGGUGUGGACUACUCCACUAAAUUUUCUCCUUGGCUGGCGAUAGGUUGCAUUUCACCCAGGUAUAUUUAUCAUCAGAUCAAGCAGUAUGAGAGGGAGCGGACAGCCAAUCAGAGCACAUACUGGGUGAUUUUUGAGCUUUUGUGGAGGGAUUACUUCAAGUUUGUGGGCGUCAAGUACGGAAACAGACUGUUUCAGGUCAAAGGACUUCAAGACAAAUCUGUGCCGUGGAAAAAAGACAUGAAGCUUUUCAAUGCGUGGAAAGAGGGACACACAGGAGUGCCCUUCGUGGAUGCCAACAUGAGAGAGUUGGCCAUGACAGGUUUCAUGUCCAACAGGGGGCGACAAAAUGUUGCCAGCUUCCUCACAAAGGAUCUGGGCCUGGACUGGAGGAUGGGAGCCGAGUGGUUUGAAUAUCUUCUGAUUGACCAUGAUGUCUGCAGUAACUAUGGCAACUGGCUGUACAGCGCUGGUAUUGGAAAUGACCCCAGAGAGAACAGGAAGUUUAACAUGAUCAAACAAGGCCUUGACUAUGACAAUAAUGGCGACUACGUCCGGCAGUGGGUUCCAGAGUUGCAGGGGAUCAGGGGAUCUGACGUGCACGCGCCCUGGACCCUCAGCCCCGCCGCACUGUCACAUGCUCACGUGACCCUCGAUGACACCUACCCCACUCCCAUCGUCAUGGCGCCUGAAUGGAGCAGACACGUUAACAAGAAAUCGGGGGCCACAGGGCCUUCCCCCAGAGGAAAGAAAGGCCCGUCUCACACCCCCAAACAGCAUCAGGACAGAGGCAUAGAUUUCUAUUUCUCCAGAAGCAAGAACCUGUGAUGAGCCACAAACUAAACACUACCGAACACGUGGAUGCUGCUCGGGGGGGAUGGAAGUCCCAUUGAUGCAAACCUGGACGGUUGCUGUCAAUUUUGCACACUGUUGUGGGGGGAAGUUAUCAUGAGGAUUUCAGAAAAUGAAUGUUCCCCUUUAUAUAUUUGCAAAACCAAACUUGACUGUUUUAUAUUUAUGUUCUUGCUUCCUCACAAAAAUGUGACUCUGUGUUUCCUGUUGUGUUGCAGCAGCAGGGAAAGUCGAGCUCUGUUUUUUGUUUUGUUUUUUACACAGUGGAUCAGAUAAAAUUACCCAUGUUGUGUUUUUAAGCUGAUUCUUUUUUUUUACGCCUGUUUGUGUGUUUUUCACACUCAAACAUGUUACUUUGUGUGGAUUUUUUAAAUAAAUGAAACAUGUAAAAAUGA
Molecule: messenger RNA, 2153 nt
Organism: Hippoglossus stenolepis (Pacific halibut)
Lineage: Eukaryota; Metazoa; Chordata; Actinopteri; Pleuronectiformes; Pleuronectidae
Gene: cry-dash
Product: cryptochrome DASH
Exons: 14
Coding region: 175-1734 (519 amino acids)
Biological process (GO): photoreactive repair
Molecular function (GO): FAD binding; damaged DNA binding; deoxyribodipyrimidine photo-lyase activity
Source: RefSeq, a predicted model, not a curated record